Molecule: messenger RNA, 1297 nt
Organism: Vigna radiata var. radiata (mung bean)
Lineage: Eukaryota; Viridiplantae; Streptophyta; Magnoliopsida; Fabales; Fabaceae
Product: acyl-protein thioesterase 1 homolog 1
Exons: 10
Coding region: 197-967 (256 amino acids)
Molecular function (GO): hydrolase activity
Source: RefSeq, a predicted model, not a curated record
GUUUUCAGUAAUAUUCUUCAGCUGCUGUUGCUGUUAUCUUUAUUUUCUGGCCACAGCCCACAAGCAUAGAUUCUCUCUAUGUGCGAGUCCUCUGUCCUUGCUGUGUGCCUUAGAAAUGGAUGAAUGUGCUUUACACUGCUUGGAUUCUCUUUGCCCAUAAAAGGUGGGAGUGCUGAGAACAGUUUGUCACAGCAAGAUGAGCUAUGGACAUUAUCAUAUGGGCUCUGGUAGUAGAACUGGUCGGAGAAGUUUGGAGUUUGGGAAGACACAUGUGGUGAGGCCAAAAGGAAAACACCAAGCCACUAUAGUUUGGCUGCAUGGUCUUGGUGACAAUGGUUUAAGCUCAUAUCAGUUGCUGGAAUCUCUUCCACUUCCAAAUAUAAAAUGGAUUUGCCCAACUGCUCCUACUCGCCCUGUAACAAUACUUGGUGGAUUUUCCUGCACUGCAUGGUUUGACAUGGGAGAACUUUCAGAAGACGGUCCAGAUGAUUGGGAGAGUUUAGAUGCCUCAGCAGCACACAUUGCCAACUUGUUAUUAACAGAGCCAGCUGAUGUGAAAGUUGGAAUUGGAGGCUUCAGUAUGGGUGCUGCAGUAGCUCAAUACUCUGCAACUUGUUUUGCCAUGGGAAGGUAUGGAAAUGGCAUCCCGUAUCCAGUGAACUUAAGAGCAGUUGUUGGACUAAGUGGCUGGCUUCCAGGAUCAAUGAGCUUAAGGAACAAAAUCGAAGUGUCACAUGAAGCUAGAAGGAGAGCUGCUUCAUUACCUCUUUUGCUGGGCCAUGGAAUCUGUGAUGAUGUAGUCCUCUACAAAUACGGAGAGAAAUCAGCUCAAUCCUUAAGUUCAGCAGGCUUCCGAUACAUUACAUUCAAAUCCUAUGAUGGGCUUGGUCACUAUACUGUUCCAAGGGAGAUGGAUGAAGUCUCCAAUUGGCUUAACUCAAGGCUGGGGCUUGGGGGAUCAUCAUGAACAACAUAACAUGGUUUUCCAGUAUAUAUAAUAUGGUAUUGGUAUAGGAGGAAUAGUCUUCUGCGUUCCUUUAGUUAUGUUGCUGAGAAAUAAAGAUCUGAAUGUGUUUACCAAGCAGUAAUCUCCCUUUCACAUUAUCAUAGUACCUAGAGAAAGGGUCAGUUGUACUGUUGGAAAGAUUUUGUUUCAAUUAUUGUAAUAUAGGGUACUUAGUUGUGUUAUUUAUAUAUUUCAGAGUGUUUUUUUGUUCCUUUUGGUGGGGUGAGGGUUAGUGUAAAAUGCUUGCAUGGACUUUUGGAGCUAUAAAAUCCUGUAAACUACUUAGUAUGA